Daphnia pulicaria is the source of this 5173-nucleotide messenger RNA. It is a transcript of the gene slpr, whose product is annotated as mitogen-activated protein kinase kinase kinase 11-like. NCBI's taxonomy places the organism in Eukaryota, Metazoa, Arthropoda, Branchiopoda, Diplostraca, Daphniidae. Gene Ontology annotation, biological process: protein phosphorylation. Gene Ontology annotation, molecular function: protein binding; JUN kinase kinase kinase activity; ATP binding. The transcript has 15 exons. The record is from RefSeq and is a predicted model, not a curated record. Bases 394 to 4101 code for a protein of 1235 amino acids.
CUACACUUGGUGUUAUUGUGGGCCAAAAAAUUGUGUAAAAAUGGCGUUAGUGUAUGUGUGAGAAGUGAUGACCUGCUGACCAAAAUAUGGGAGGAUUUCAUAGAACUCAUAUUUGUGUGUACUAGUCUGAUGAGUGUUUAUCGAGUUUUCUCACAGCUUACCGUUUCCAAGUGAAGUUUGACCAACAAAUUCUAUAAUAGGAUUGGACUAGAAAUAAUAGGGUACUUUGGAAACAAAACUACAGUCUGUAGUACAGUGGGUUGAUUGGGGUGUCGACGAAACCCAUGGGUGAACUACUACUCGAUCUUGAGGAUAUACAAGCAGUAGUAUUUGAUGAAAUUACAGAAGAGCCAGGAGGAAUCUACUAUACAGCUGAUGAGGUGGCUGUGACGAAUGCCUCCUCUCGAUGCCUCCUGGAAAACUCGAACCCAAAUGGAAUCGAGCAAGUUUGCCAGCAUUUUGCCAGCUGGAGAUGGGAGACGUCUUAGAACUGGCACAACUCCCAACCCUUCAUUCAACCAACAACAGCUUCAACAGCCUGCGAGCCUAAAUCUGACCUGGACAGACAGCAGCAGCUCAGGUAGUCACAGUAGACAAAAGAGACUGUCAACCUGUACAGCUCAGUUUGAUUAUGACGCUCAAGGAGAAGAUGAGCUCAGCUUACGCAGAGGACAAGUGGUAGAGAUCCUAUCCAAGGAUGCUAAGAUAUCUGGGGAUGAAGGCUGGUGGACGGGUAAGAUCGGUGACAAGGUGGGCAUCUUUCCGUCAAAUUUUGUUGCCGAAGAAGAAAGUGACCGCGUUUCCAGCCAUCGCCAUAGGAGAGGCAAUCUCUUUGACGAGGAUGACCAGCCGAUUGAAAUCGACUUUAGAGAACUACAGCUGGAAGAAGUUAUCGGUGUUGGUGGAUUUGGCAAAGUCUACCGCGGUAUCUGGCGAAACGAAGUGAUAGCCGUCAAAGCGGCUCGCCAAGAUCCUGAUGAAGACAUCAGUCUCACCCUUGAUAACGUCCGCCAAGAAGCCCUCGUCUUUUGGAGGCUACAUCACGAGAAUAUCGUCGCUUUGAAGGGUGUCUGUCUACAGGAACCUAAUUUAUGUCUGGUGAUGGAGUACGCUCGUGGUGGGCCGUUGAACCGAGUCCUUACUGGCCGCAAAAUUCGUCCCAGCGUUUUGGUCGACUGGGCCAUUCAGAUCGCACGCGGAAUGAAUUACCUGCACAACGGGGCCCCGAUCUCGCUCAUUCACCGCGACUUAAAGUCGUCGAACGUGCUGAUAGCGGAGCCGAUAGAAAAUGAGGACUUGCAGUUCAAAACGCUGAAGAUCACGGACUUUGGACUGGCCCGCGAAGCGUACAAGACGACGCGUAUGUCGGCGGCCGGUACCUAUGCCUGGAUGGCGCCGGAGGUCAUCAAAUCGUCUACCUUUUCUAAAGCAUCUGAUGUUUGGAGUUACGGCAUUGUACUCUGGGAGAUCCUGACGGGCGAAACGCCAUACAAGGGCAUCGACGCGCUGGCCGUCGCCUACGGCGUAGCCGUCAAGAAGCUCACGCUGCCCAUUCCUACCACCUGCCCGGCGCCCUGGAAAAAUCUCAUGCAGAUGUGCUGGGAGCCUGAGGCUCACGAUCGACCAUCGUUUGAAAAGAUCCUAAUGCUCCUGGAUGAAGUUGCUCGAUCACCUUUCGCUCAAACCCCUCACGAGAGCUUCCACACGAUGCAAGAAGAUUGGAAAAUGGAAAUUGAAGCCAUGUUUGAUGACAUCCGAGUCAAAGAAAAAGAACUACGUUGUCGCGAGGAGGAAUUGCGUCAAGCUAUGCUCCAACAAAAGCUUCACGAAGAACAUUUGAAGAAACGAGAACAGGAAUUGGCGGAGCGAGAAAUCGACCUGCUGGAACGUGAGCUGAACAUGAUGAUGAUCCAACAAGAACGCGCCGCUGCUGCAGCUGCCCCUACGCCGAAGAAAAGGAAAGGCAAAUUCAAAAAGAGCCGGCUGAGAUUGUUGAAAAAGGACGGCGGCCAUCACAUCUCCAUGCCGACUGACUUUCGCCACAAUAUAACGAUACAGUUGACGCCCUCGCGUGCCGAGCUUAACCGGCUCCAAGUUCAAAUGCAAAAUGACUUCCGGCAUAACCUGACCGUUCAGCAGACGGAGGGUGGUUUCAUGGAACUGCGUCACCCGUGUUCUGUGCUUGCUGGAGGCGACAACAUGGCCCUUCCAUCGGAUCCCUCCGUCGACAGCUCUUCCACUUCCACCAUCGCUAGACUAAAGGCUAUCGCAUUUCCGGCCGAUGGAGUCAAAGGAAAAACUUGGGGCCCGAGUACGGUGCACCAGAAAGAACGAGCUCAUAUUCGGCCUGUCGUCGAGAGAGCUGAAGGGCACCGCCAGUGGAGUAGAUCAGCACCAAAUUUGGAGAAGACCCAAAAGGGAUUAUUGGCUGCCGCCGCUGCUGCAGCUGCUGCUGCCGCCCAAAGUGGCCAUCCUUCCUCGCUUUCCACAUCAUCCACACUACCCGAUUUAGAUCGGAUGGAUAACGGCUCCGUUCCGCGCCCUCUUCCCCCCGGUUAUGUCUCUGGAAUCAAUGGCUCUUCUGGAAAUAGUAGUUCAGAUUCGAAACGAUCUAAAGGCGGGUUAGAAUAUCACUUAUUUAACGCUGCGGCCAUGUUGGCCGGAGUGGCUUUGGGCGGAGACAUCCGCUAUUCCGGAGUAACAAUACUACACCCCAGUCGACCGGCACAGAAUAGAAGAGCCAGUCAACAACAAGAUGACGAAAUAUCAGAUCCCAGACGGUGGGGUUACGCAAGUGCUGCCGGUACGUUGACAAAUAAUGAAGUAGCAGCACGUUUGUCUUCCGCUAUUGGAGAUUACGAAUUGCCGUUGUCUCAAUACGCUGCGACGGCCGCGGCUGGGACGACAACAGCAACGCCUGGAGGAUAUUCGCACAACACGUACCACGGGCAGGUGCGACACCAACGAGCGCCACUGAUCAUGGACAACCCCAAACCACUCCGGUUCAUUGAUAAUCCACCGGGACCAUUGUAUUCACAAUCCGCCUUGGCUUCUUACCACCAAAGAAGACGAUCCUCCAAUGCCAGUAACGAUAGCGAGGCUUAUUCUUGUGGUGGUUUCGAUUCUGCUCGGAUGGAGAGCAGUGCUUACGGUGCGGAACGAUCGUAUGAGCAGUACGCUUAUGGUUAUCCGAGUAGCAGUGAUCACGGUCGACCGCCACCUCAUCCCGCAUCAGGUCAUUAUUCCACGACUGGCGACUGGAAUCCGACGUCUUAUCGAGGAUACGGAAGUGAACAGAUUCGCGCCCCGGAAAGUUUACACACGUACGAAAAUACAGGGAAUCUCAACACGAGUGGCAAUAGUCGUUUGUCCGGCAGAAUUUAUGGAGCCGGCAACAGCGCCAAUCAUCGUAGAACAUCGUCGAACGUGUCAAACUCUUCGAGCGGCGGCACCAUUGGCUUAGCCAAUAGUUCGAACGUUAACCCGAGUUUCCGGCUUGAAGACGAACUGGAUUCGGUACACGUUCAGACGGCCGCAACGGGUGGACAUCCGGGUCGUGUGGCUUUCGAUUUAGAUCCUCGUUCUACUGCCUCUCCCGCCACAUCGUAUCGAAUUGCUCGUCAAAAUUCGUUGGAAAUGGAACGGCCCGGCACAUUGGGUUUAGAACCACCGCGACUUAGAUCCAGUUUGAGGAAGACCAAUUAUUCUGUAGUUAACGUGAUCGGGGGAAGUGGGAGCGGGAAUACUAGCCGGGUGUGGAAUUCAUCCACCGGUGGCGGAGGGAGCGGCGGAGGAUCAGGUGGAGGCACUCCAACCAACCCUACUCCUCCCGAUUCUAUGCAUAGCGAAGACAGCAGUUACGUAUCGGCCAAAGAGACGAGUUCGUCACAACAUUCUAGCGUUUCAGCUCCACGCGUCCGUUUCUCACCGGUGGCCGCCUCGUUCAGCGGCGACGGGCGCACCCUCAUGGACAUUCCGGUUCAGGGUCAAAGUCAGGACUACACCAUUCCUCUGAAGGCUGCGAGACCAGUGCGUCGCGACUACCUCGCUUCGCGAUCAUCCAAGUCAACCUUGAGCGAACUGGAACGCGAAUUCUUGUGAAGGGACGCACAUUAGCAUCACCACCUUUGUCGGCAAGAAAACAAAAAUCAGGUCAUGAAUCUUUUUUUGAGAUGUAUAGCCAAGCCAACAGGAUUGCUGCUUUUUAUCGUCGUCUUUGAACUUUUUUUAAAAUUAAUUAAGGAUCUGAGUUGACAGUUAACUGAUUCUACUUUGUAUUCCAGAACAAAUAGUUAGACGCUGUAUCUAAAAAAUUGUGUUGGAUUUUAUUCGAGGCAAAAAAAAAACACCUCUGUGAUGUCUACAAUUUAAAAUGAAAAAAUUUAUAACAGUGAAAAUAACAUUCCGCCAUAUCAAACUCCCUCACAUCUUUCCCAACUAAACGCAACCGUUUUUUUAGAUUUUGUUUAUUUGUUUGUUUGUUUUUUUUACCUCUGAAAUCUCCGCUGCCUAGUAUUGUUGAUCACCUUGAUUGUGUGGCUUAGGAGAGAUCGUCGACACGGAAAACAGCCGCUUCUUUUUAUUUUUAAUACUUGCUUUACACACAUAAACCUCUAUACAUAAGCGAUUUUAAAUAUUAUAUACAUAUGUAUAGUAAACACCUAAUCUCCCGUGUCUUCUAUUUUGUCCAAAGUAAAAAGAGAAAAACAAAAAAAUUAUCAAUCACAAUCUGCCUCGUGUGUGUGUGUGUGUCCCCUAUCUUUUUUUCGAUUCAUCAAAGUGUGUGACUCUUCGAUCCCCUGACGAUGGCAGCUCUGGAUGGAUUUGAAGGCUUCCUUUUUGAACCCUAUUCUUUUCUUUCCUUGACCGUGGCAAUCUAUGAUUGGCAUAUACCAGUGGUUUUGACACAACGAUGCAUUCCUCUUCCUAACUCCCUUUUUCACAUUAUUUUUUUUUUCUCCUUUCGUUGUUCUGGAUGUACAUAUUUGUCACGCUGAUGAUCAAAACACGGCUAUACACCCCCUCUCCCCCUGUCCUUGUGAAAGAAAAAAAAUACUUAAUAUCGUAAAAGUCUGUUUGGGGUCUUCUCUUUCUUGAUGAAAACAAAAAGAAAAUCUAUUAUCAUGUCGGUCAAUUGUGCUGGGACGAGAAAUACAGUGCCAAUCGAACGUCU